AUGUCUGGAACGGCAGAGUCCCUGAUUGAAGAGCGCGUCAUGCAGUUACAGGAAAUCAGCAAGCGGCGGAACGCGCUCUUGCGCGAGAUGUAUCACCUCGUCCAGAAGCGCGACAACCUGGGUUCUGUGAUCACGCUCGAAGACGACGGCGAAGAGGAGAACUUGCAGCUGUUCUUGGAGCGGUUCGACCUCGAGAAGCACCCGGACUCGGGAUGCAUCGACAGUUUGCAGGACGAGGAAGUGGCACUGCCGGUCACACCGCCCGCGUACUCGCCGGUCAUUGGGCACGAACCCGCUCAGGACAAUGACAUCUCGGAAUUACCGGUCUCUCCGUCCCUCGAGCCCCCUCCUGCUGUUGAACAGGAUAUGGUGCAGGAGGAGCCGCGGAUUCCUGAGUUACAGGACCAUGAUGUGGACAUGGACAUUGACGAAACCACAGCCCACGCAUCCAGCCAGCCACCCGAGGUUCUAGACGCACCGCACGAGGACCCUAGGCGGACGACGUCUCGGGAGCCUUCUUCUGGCCCUGACGUUAAGCUCGCCGAGGAGACACCCGCCGAUACCGCAGAAGGGUCGCCGAGUCGUGACGGAACGCCCGCUGUCCAGGCUGUUGCUGCAGUCAGAGAAGCACCUGUCGUCGACACCACCCUGGAAUCGCCUAUGCCGCAGUCGGUUGACCAUUCCUCGACCGUGUCAUAUACCGAACCAUCCGUUACUCGAGAACCGUCGUCUGCGCGUGUAUCGCCGCCGCGUCCUCAGCGCUCGCCUUCUUCCGCGUCACAAGUUGCUGGCAGGGAGGAAAGCGCCGUCAAGGCUGAACCGCUGGAUGACGAGCCGAUGGAGGUGGCUGAGAGCUCUCUCCCGCUACAGGAGCCUCAGGCUCAAGGCAUCCAGCCAUCACAACUACUCAAGCUCACUCAGCAGGACAGCGAGGAUCACAUCAUGGACAUUCUGGCUCCCGCCCAGCUCGCAUCUCCUGCCGAGGAGGACGGUGAACACCACCAUAUCAUCGACUACUCGAUACCUCGACCACCCGAGGGGCAUUCUAUCGACUUCGCGUUUGGUUCGGACGCAGCGGCAGGCCUAACAGACAUGGAUAUCACCCCACCCCAGCCAUUCGGGCCCGAACCUCCUUACCCUCUCCCACCCCUAAGCCUGAUGCCGAGCGAGUUCCACCGCAGAGGCAAGACGACGUCCAAACGGGAACGCAAACGCGACAAGGAACGGGAAGGCGUGUCCAGGAACGACUGGCAGCCGCUGAGCCUCGUCAAAUGGAACGCGAUUCUGCACGCCAACCCGGUGCACAAGAAACUACAGCGUGCUACUAAGUGUCUGAGCACGCGCGACUGGUCCGUGGGCCUGCAGGAACUGCGUUUGAUCCGCACCUUUGACCGCAUCGACAUGCUCAAAGACGCGGGAUCAUGGAGCUUCCGGCAAGUCAAGAAGCAGCGAGGCGUCGGUGGGUCGACUAAGACUCACUGGGACUAUCUGAUGGACGAGGUGAAAUGGAUGCGCACUGAUUUCCGUGAGGAACGACGGUGGAAGCUGGCUCUCGCGUACAAGCUGGCACGUGCGGCGGUAGACUGGCAUAAAGCAGGCACGCCCGACGAACGCCUCCGGCUCGGCAUUUGCGUGAUGUGGAAGCCGCCCCCGCUCGAGGACAUCGAUAUGGCGGAGGCGAGUGAGGUCGACGGCCCCUUCCGCGAAUCUCAGGAGGCCGACGAGACUGGUGCUGACUCGAGGGAGACCGAGACGCCGCUCAAUGACUACGGGUCCGAUGAGGAGAGCGAGGACGAGCAAGACAAGGAACAGCAGGAUGUUGUUGACACCCUUGAGCCUGGGACUGCCCUUCAGGACGCCCUACAACAGCUCGAAGAACACGCCAAGAGUCAGCCUGGUACCCAUGAGGGUGUCUCUAUGAAGCCGAAGAUCGAGGACAUUGAGGAUGUUGCCUCUCUAGGCGAUGCCAGUCAAACUCGCGACGAGAGCGCCAUGGACGUCGAUGGCGCGAAGGCAGAGGCAGCGCAGGAGCCGAAAGACAAGCAGCCCAAAGCUGCGAAACCAACAGCAACGGAAUCAGAAGCCCAUCCAGCCCUCAAGACUACCUCAAAGAACCCUGUACUCGGAAAACAAACUGGUGAGGGCGAUGGCACGCACGGAAAGCCGAAGUCCAAAGCGAGCCAGUACGCGCACCUACGGGAUCGUAUCGUAUAUUCCGACCUGGACAAGCUGUUUCUCGACCUCGAAGACCUCGACCUCGUCAAGGGCAUGUCAGACCUUUCCACCGACGACUUUAACCCAACUGCUCCGCCGGCACCCGCUGACCUUGCCUCCAUCUUCCCCGACUUGCACCCAUACGAGAUGCUCGACGUCGCGCCUCCGAUCCCCACUUUAGACACCCGCAAGAAGUCCGAUCGAAGAGGGGACAAGGACGAUCCCAACAGGCGGGGUGACGACGCGACGUACUCGAAACUCGUCCCGCUGAACAAGUACAUGUAUAUCAAGCCGACGCUCGUCGGCACACUCAAGCCUGCGGUCAACUGGAAGGAUGGGCAUUGGAAACGCAUCGAGGAGACACCAAUCUUUGCUGACCUCGAGGUGCCGUCCGCAAGACCGAUAGAGGACAAUCUAUGUGCUCUAUUCGAGGGUGGCAAGCCGCUUCCGUCCGGAAUUCAUCUGCCGCCUGGUGCUCCUAGACCUGAGAGGGAUAGAGCUGAUAGGGACAGAGGGGACGCACGCAAAGCUCCUCCCGCUCCCGUCUGGACACCCGCCGACGAUGCUCUCCUGCGACAGAUGAUUUACAAGUACACGAGCAAUUGGGGCCUCGUCGCAGAAGCGUACAACUCCGCCCGAGUGACGAUUGCGAUGGACCGACGGACCGGGGCUGAGUGCCUGGCGCGGUGGACGACGCUCUUGAACAACGACAUGGUCGCAGGCGAGGACGAGCGGAGCAGGGCUCUAGCCGUCGCCUCGCCGCGCAUGGAGACGAGGAAGCAGACGGCGAGCCAGAGCGUGGCAGGUCCGAGCGGGAGCGCGGUGAACGACGCUGGCCAGUUGAUGGUGCCCAAGAAGAAGGUCCGGCAUGCCCAUAUGCACGAUACCUUGCGGAAGGCGGCGAAGCGGAGGGAAGCAGUGCAGAAGUCGAACGCUGCGCCGCGGCCCAAGGCCACGGCUGUCCACGAGACGCACGGCUCGGUGACCAAACUGACACGGUUAACGCCGGCUGAGCUCAGUCGGAUGAAAGCCGAGAAGGAGGCGAGAGAUGCCACAGAACUGUCUAUGCGACGGCGAAAUGACGAAAUUGCUCGACAGCACCUCCUGCGUGAACAGGCGCAGCGUGUCCAAGGUCUCCCUCCAAACGCUCAGCAACCACAGCAGGCUCAGACCCCGCUCACACAGCAGGCAGCAGCGGUCAACGGGGUGUCCCGGCCUCCUUCUGGUAUCCAACAACCCCAGAUGGUGCAGCAGAUACGGAGCCAGGUCGGCAUCUCGCAGCAGCAGCAGCAGCAGCGCAUCGCCGCCGCUCUUGCUGCCACCAACAACAACCGGAUGUCCCCGCCACAGCUCUCAGCAGCGCAAGCAGCGCACUUCCGAGCUCUGGCGGCCGCCCAGCAGGGCCAGGCCCAGCAGGCUGGCGGCCAGGGCCCCUCGCAAAUGCAGCAGCCGUCCGCAGCGUCAGCUGCGCUCAGUGCGGCCGCCCCGGCACUCAGCGCUGCCCACCUCUCGCCGUCGUUCGCCGCGCGCGCGACGAGCUCAUCGCCCGGCCUUCCCCAACAAUCGCCUCCGCUUCCUGCCGCGAGCCCAGCGAACGCCGCCGUGGCGCGACCGCCAUCCGUCGUCCCUGGCCAAUCUGUGCAGGGCGUGCCGAUGACCCCUAUGCUGCACGCGCAGAACGUGGCGCAGUACUACAUGCAGAUGCAGCAGCGCGGGCUGACGCAAGAGCAGCUGCAGGCGAUGGUAGCCCAGAUUCAGGCACAGCAGCAGCAGCGACAGGCUCAUCAGGCUCAGCAGCAGCAGCAGGCGCACCAGUACGCAGCGCAACAGCAGCAGCAACAUCAACAGCAGCAGCAGCAGCAGCAGCAGCAAGGGCAAGGCCAGCAGGGCGGGGGGUACCAGCACUCGUAA
Messenger RNA from Trametes versicolor FP-101664 SS1, 4125 nucleotides. RefSeq lists its product as uncharacterized. Lineage: Eukaryota; Fungi; Basidiomycota; Agaricomycetes; Polyporales; Polyporaceae. The transcript has 9 exons. The coding region runs from base 1 to 4125 and encodes 1374 amino acids. The record is from RefSeq and is a predicted model, not a curated record.